AUGUCCACCACCACCUACGCUGCUGAAAAACAGGUCGCCAUCGCGGCCGUGCGCCGCGCGUGCGUGCUCACCGCGUCGGUCUUCAACAAGCUCGUCAAGCAGGAGACGAUGACCAAGGAGGACGCGAGCCCCGUCACUGUGGGCGAUUACGCGGCACAGGCGGUCGUGAACACGAUCCUCGGGCGGACGUUCCCCAAGGACCCCGUCGUCGGGGAGGAAGACGCCGCGGACCUGCGCGUGGAGUCGGGCAAGACCCUCCGCGAACGCAUCGUCCAGCUCGCGAGCGAGACGUUGGCUGCCCCGCUCGCGGAGGGCGAGCAGGAGGAGUGGGGGCUCGGUCCGAACCAGGCGCAGACGGCGGAGCAGCUGCUGGACGCGAUCGACCGCGGGAACUACGAGGGUGGCAGGACAGGACGAUUCUGGACACUGGACCCUAUCGACGGCACGAAGGGCUUCCUGCGCGGAGAGCAAUACGCCGUCUGCCUCGCGCUCGUUGUCGACUCCCGCCCCGAGCUCGGCGUCAUCGGCUGCCCGAACCUCCCCGUCUCCGCCGCGGACCCCUCUGGCCCGCGCGGCUGCAUCUUCGUCGCCGUCCGCGGACAAGGCGCGUACCAGCUCGCGCUCGACAACCCAUUCUCGGCCCCGGCGACGAAACUCACGAUCCCGCCGUCGACGGGCGAGACGCUGAACUUCCUGGAGAGCGUCGAGAAGGCGCACGCGAAGCUGAGCUUCAACGAGCGCGUCGGGCAGGUCCUUGGGAUCACGCGCGCGCCGACGCGCAUGGACAGCCAGGCGAAGUACUGUGCACUCGCGCGUGGGGACGGCGGCGCGUACCUGCGCAUGCCCACGGGUGUCGGGUACAAGGAGAAGAUCUGGGACCACGCUGCUGGCUUGAUCCUCAUCGAGGAGGCGGGCGGCGUGAUCACCGACGGUCGCGGGGAGCCCCUGGACUUCGGCCUCGGGAGGACCCUCGGCGAGAACUUUGGUGUGGUCGCUGCGGGCAAGGACGUGCACGAUAGGGUCAUCGCGGCGAUAAAGCAGGCGAAGGCAGAGGAGGAUGCUGCUGCCCAGUGA
This is a messenger RNA of Trametes versicolor FP-101664 SS1, 1074 nucleotides long. Its product is annotated as 3',5'-bisphosphate nucleotidase. The record is from RefSeq and is a predicted model, not a curated record. Gene Ontology annotation, biological process: sulfate assimilation; phosphatidylinositol phosphate biosynthetic process. The coding region runs from base 1 to 1074 and encodes 357 amino acids. Lineage: Eukaryota; Fungi; Basidiomycota; Agaricomycetes; Polyporales; Polyporaceae. Gene Ontology annotation, molecular function: 3'(2'),5'-bisphosphate nucleotidase activity. The transcript is spliced from 4 exons.